UCUUUCUGGACCUGGUAUAACAGUUGUCGUACAAAUUAGCGACAUGUCCAAACAGUGCAUUAAUUUUUAUUGCCAAUCAAAAGAAAACGAAAAGCUCUAUGCCGCCCAACAAUCUGUAUGUAAUUAUUAUAAUGUUCGAUACAAGCCAUAUCGUAGGGUUUGUGCGGCCUGUAUAGAUAAAAGCAUACAGUAUUUAGACAGAAUUACUACACAGAUGAAAAACCAAGAAUGCAUAUUCAAUAACAGUUAUUCAAAAAAAUGUAUCAAUAUUAUGGAGUUAUCAGACUCUGAUGACUCUAAUUCCGUCAACAUUGCCGGGCCAUCAACAUCAAACCCAAAUUCCCAAAUAACCAAAUUGUUUAAAUCUAUACACGCAAUCUGCAACAAAUCUGUUAAACCGUUAGUAACUGUACAAAAGGAGAAAUGCAAAAACUAUUUUAUUUCUGAAAUAUCUAAUCUGAUUGCUGGAAGAGAUCGAGUAAACAAUGCAAUGCAAGAGUUAGAUAAUAGUCUCACAAAGUUAUAUAAUAAUUUAUACAAAUUAGAUAAACAACAGAAGUAUGUGUUUGAUGAAGAAAUAAGUAUUGUAGAAAAUUAUGAACCAGAGAUGAUUAUAGAUAAUGAUGUAGCCAUUUUAAUAACGAAACCGUUACCCGGACUGCCAGAAGAUUUACCAAAAGAAGGUAGACUAAGAAGGCGCUCACUAAAAAUGGGUGACAAAGUCUAUGGCAUAAAAUAUUCACUACAGCCUUGGCUUGAGGCAACUAUUAAAUCUGCAGUUAGUGAUACAUAUUUUAGUAUUAUAUUUGAUGACGGAAAAGAAAAAAUUUUAAAUAAUAAAAGCUUAGCAUACAUAAAUACUUUAAGAAAAACGCAGUAUCCAGUAGGUAGUAGAGUCAUCGCUAAAUUCCAAGAUAUGAACAUUCAAUUGUCAGAUAAAUUCUACGUGGGAGUAGUAGCAGAACCACCAAAAUAUAUCAAUAACUUCAGGUACAUGAUAUUCUUUGAUGAUGGAUAUGCACAGUAUGUGUACCAUAAGGAUAUUCGUCUUGUGUGUGGUGAGUCGGCAAAUAUGACUGAUGAUAUACAUGAGAAUAUUAGAGAAUUUGUCAAAGUGUAUUUACAAAAGUAUCCAGAACGCCCAAUGGUAAAGUUUAAUAAAAAACAAAUAGUGUUGACAAAUCUAAACAACCAAUGGUGUUUAGCAAAAGUGAUGAAUUUAGAUGCUUCAUUAGUUCAGUUAAAAUUCCUUGAUAUUAAGAAUAAGCAUACAAAGUGGAUGUAUCGAGGCUCAGAUAGACUAAGCCCAAUAAACAAUCAAAUGAAUAGUAAUAAUCAAGAUAAGCAUAUACGUGAUACAGGGUUGGUUGGUAUUAAUAAGAUAUUAAAUCGGCCUUAUAUUGAACUAGAAAACUUGAAUGAAAAUGAAAUAUUUAUUAAUAUUAGUGAUAAUGACACCGAAAAAGAUAGUAAUUUUGCCUCAUCAUUAGAUUCAACUCCAAAAACACAGAAACCUCAAGAAAAUAAUGGUGUUAUUAACAUUAUUGAAAUAUCGGCUAACUGUCCAAAACCACUUCCCUACAAAAACCAUCAGUGUUCUCAUUUAUGUAUGUUAUGGGUUAACUAUGACUACACUCAAACAAAAUAUAUGAAUGUUUUAAGCAUUCCAUUACAUUAUGGAUUCACAAGGUCAAUAGAAACAGAUAAAAAUGAAAAAAUGAAAAAAGUAAUAUAUACCACUCCUUGCGGAUGUAAAAUAAGAGAUGAACACACAAUGUACAAUUAUUUAAAUGCGACAGGAUAUGGUAAUAACCAAAUGACUAUCAAUUUAUUUAAUUUUGAUUGUUUGAUAAAUCCGUUAUCUUCGUUUAAUGUACCCAAAGAAUAUAUUCGCGUACACGACAUAUCUUAUGAGAUGGAAUUCAAAACAAUAAGCGUUGCCAAUAGUUUAAAUGAUUUGGUACCAAAAAACAUGAAGUAUAUAACAGAACGCAAACCUACCCCGGGUGUUAAUUUAAAUUUAGACUCAAAAUUUUUGUGUGGUUGCGAUUGUACUGAUAAUUGCCAAAACAAAACAAAAUGUUCCUGUUGGCAACUUACCUAUGAAAGCAAAAAGAAUUAUCCAAAUAUAUUUAAAGACACUAACAUUGGCUACAAUUACAAACGACUAUACAGUCCAGUGUAUACGGGUAUUUUUGAAUGCAAUAUCACUUGUAAAUGUGCAAAAACUUGCUUGAAUCGAGUUGUUCAGGAACCACUGAAAACUUCACUGCAAGUGUUUUUAACUGAAAAAAAGGGCUGGGGAGUAAGGACACUUGCUGAUAUUCCCAAAGGCACUUUUGUUUGUACAUAUGUUGGAGAGAUUCGUACAGAGAAAGAUGCCGAAAAUGAUGGCGCAAUAAACGGUGAUGAAUACCUGGCAGAUUUGGAUUUUCUCAAAACAGUUGAAGAGAUCAAAGAAGGAUAUGAAAGUUGUGUGCCUGAAGAGGAAAGUGAAAAUGAUAAUAGUUCAACUGAUGAAGAGUUUAAUCCUCCAAGUUAUUCCAAGAGUAAAAUGAGUAUUUUUGAAUCUAAAAUGUCAUUAAGGAAGAAUUUACAAAACAUAAAUACGAAAAUUGAUGGCAAACAUCAAUUGUCUAAGCUAAAUACCCAACAAAGAUUUAAAAAUAAACACAAAUCUAUGCUAGAAUACUUAUACAAAGACUGUGGCGUUUACACAUUGGAUGCUAAGGUCAGUGGGAACAUAGGUCGUUAUUUCAAUCAUUCCUGUGACCCAAACAUAUUUAUUCAGAAUGUUUUUAUUGACACUCAUGACCUUAGAUUUCCAUGGGUAGCAUACUUUGCGUUAUCAAAUAUUUCAGCUGGAACUGAACUAGCAUUGAAUUAUAAUUAUAUUGUAGGGAGUGUGCAAAACAAAAAACUGAAGUGUUACUGUGGAUCAAAAAAUUGCAAAGGCAGACUAUUAUAA
This is a messenger RNA of Rhopalosiphum maidis (corn leaf aphid), 2968 nucleotides long. RefSeq names its product histone-lysine N-methyltransferase eggless-like. NCBI's taxonomy places the organism in Eukaryota, Metazoa, Arthropoda, Insecta, Hemiptera, Aphididae. The transcript has 3 exons. The record is from RefSeq and is a predicted model, not a curated record. The coding region runs from base 44 to 2968 and encodes 974 amino acids. Gene Ontology annotation, cellular component: nucleus. Gene Ontology annotation, molecular function: DNA binding; protein binding; zinc ion binding. Gene Ontology annotation, biological process: negative regulation of gene expression; heterochromatin organization.